GCUUCGACUGAGUACUCACCGGUCUACAUGUUGCCUCAAGACGGCCUAAAAGAGGAUGACAAGAUCACAGGGCUGCCAGGCCAGCCGCAGGUGACCUUCCCUCAGUAUUCUGGAUACGUCACUGUUGAUCCUACCGCUGGACGCGCUCUUUUCUAUUGGCUCACCGAGGCUGAUGACUCCUCCAACAAGCCACUUGUGUUGUGGCUCAAUGGAGGACCAGGGUGUUCCUCGAUAGGAAAUGGUGCGAUGACAGAGCUUGGCCCGUUCCGUGUGAAUGCAGACGGAAAGACGUUGUGGUACAAUAACAAGGCUUGGAAUACUGUGGCUAAUGUCCUGUUUUUGGAGUCUCCUGCUGGUGUUGGAUUUUCGUACUCGAACACGACGUCGGACUAUGUAACAGGAGACACCAAAACUGCAGCGGAUUCCUACACUUUCUUGGUGAACUGGCUGGAGAGGUUCCCGGAAUACAAAACUCGCGAUUUCUACAUAACCGGAGAGAGCUAUGCCGGUCACUACGUGCCCCAACUUGCUCAGUUGAUCCUAAAAAACAACGAAGUAACAAAUCAAACUGUCAUUAAUUUGAAAGGAAUUGCAAUUGGGAAUGCUUACAUUGAUUAUCUCGACGAAGUAAAUGGCUCGUACGACUACUACUGGUCGCAUGCUCUCAUUUCGGACGAGAGUCACGAUGGAAUUAUCAAAAACUGCAACUUUUCGGCUCCUGAAAUAUCAGACAAAUGCGAACAAGCUUUGGAUCAAGCAGAUGGUGAAAUAGGAAAUAUAUUCGGUUAUGACAUCUACGCGCCUCUUUGCGGUUCAAACUCUACUGCUCCAUCGCUGUCUUCAUUUGAUCCAUGCUCGAGUGACUAUGUUUUCACGUACCUAAACACGCCUGAAGUGCAACAAGCACUUCACGCGAACAUCAGUGGAGCUCUCCCCGGGCCAUGGGACGCUUGCAGCAAUCUCAUAUCGUGGACCGAUGAGCCGGAGACGGUUUUACCUGUCAUCAAGGAGCUCAUGGCUAGCGGCAUUAGCGUCUGGAUCUACAGUGGCGACACAGAUGGAGUGGUGCCGGUGACAACAACCAGGUACUCGUUGCCCAAACUAAGCACCACUAUUAAGACUUCGUGGUACCCAUGGUACUAUCAGGGCGAGGUUGGAGGGUACGCGGUGGGAUAUGAGAACCUGACAUUUGUGACCAUAAGAGGAGCUGGACAUUUCGUCCCGAGCUAUCAGCCUGAGAGAGCGAUCACCUUCUUCUCGUCCUUCUUGGAAGGGAAGCUGCCUCCCAGCAGCUAAA
Salvia hispanica is the source of this 1297-nucleotide messenger RNA. RefSeq names its product serine carboxypeptidase 1-like. Gene Ontology annotation, molecular function: serine-type carboxypeptidase activity. Gene Ontology annotation, cellular component: vacuole. Gene Ontology annotation, biological process: proteolysis. Lineage: Eukaryota; Viridiplantae; Streptophyta; Magnoliopsida; Lamiales; Lamiaceae. The record is from RefSeq and is a predicted model, not a curated record.